Sorghum bicolor (sorghum) is the source of this 1848-nucleotide messenger RNA. RefSeq names its product protein ZINC INDUCED FACILITATOR-LIKE 1. Gene Ontology annotation, biological process: transmembrane transport. Gene Ontology annotation, molecular function: transmembrane transporter activity. The transcript is spliced from 17 exons. Lineage: Eukaryota; Viridiplantae; Streptophyta; Magnoliopsida; Poales; Poaceae. Bases 189 to 1691 code for a protein of 500 amino acids. The record is from RefSeq and is a predicted model, not a curated record.
GCUUAGCAACUUUAGUUUCUAGUGGUUGGAGUCCUUUCAUUUGUCUAGGGUAAUUCCCAUGCCCCAACACAUGCAGCACGCCAUUUUGCGAACAGAACUAUUCUGCCGCGCGGCCAGAUCGUUAGGCCGUGGAGAGCUAUAGGUAGCUGCUGCACGUAGCUAGCAUAGCUGAUCAGAAGAAAUCCGAGAUGGCCGGCGGGAGUAGCGAAGGCGAGGCGGCGGCGGUGCCAUUGCUGGAGGAAGAGGAUCAGGAACAGCCCACGGCGGUCUACUUCGAUGGCUGCCCUGGGUGCAUCAUCGACCGGGAGAAGGCGGAGAACACAGGGAUCCCGUACUGGCGCUUCUUCCACAUCUGGAUCAUCAACCUCGUCGUUUGUUUGCCAAUAUCAUCAAUAUUUCCAUUCAUAUACUUCAUGAUAAGAGACCUACAUGUUGCCAAACGAGUAGAAGAUAUUGGAUUCUAUGCAGGUUUCAUAGGCGCUUCAUUAAUGCUUGGUAGAGCCUUAACUUCUACCAUUUGGGGAAUGGUAGCAGAUCGUAUCGGGAGGAAGCCAGUUAUUGUGUUUGGAAUUUUUACUACGCUUGUCUUCAAUACUUUGUUUGGACUGAGUGUCCACUACUGGAUGGCAGUAGCAACCAGAUUUCUUCUAGGUUCUUUGAAUGGAUUACUUGGAACCUUAAGAGCCUAUGCUGUUGAAGUUUCUCGACCUGAGCAUCAUGCUAUUGGAUUGUCACUUAUUAGCACUUCAUGGGCAAUAGGUCUUAUUCUUGGGCCAUCCAUUGGUGGGUAUCUUGCACAGCCAACAGAGAAAUAUCCAAAAUUGUUCCCUGCCAACUCAUUGUUUGGAAGGUUUCCAUAUUUCUUACCUUGUUUAUGUAUAACGGUCUUUUGCCUUGGUAUUCUAUUCAGCUGUGUUUGGCUCCAGGAGACAUUGCAUACACACAAACUUGAGAAAGAGGAAGAUCAAGCAACAAAGACUAUUAAUGGGCAUUUGGCUGGUGAUGAAGAGAAUGUUGAGCAACAUAUCACUUUGACUAUGAAUAAGAAUUUGUUUCAAAAUUGGCCAUUAAUUUCUUCUAUUGUUCUCUUUUGUAUCGCUGCCUUUGAUGACAUGACAUAUAUGGAGUUGUUUCCUCUAUGGGCUGAAAGUGACAGAAGUUAUGGUGGACUAAGUCUACUAUCUGAGGAUGUUGGUCAAGUAUUUGCAAUUACAGGUGGCUGCAUUCUUCUGUAUCAAACUUUUAUUUUUCCUCAUAUUGUGAAAAUUUUGGGACCUGUCAGUACUUCCCGUGUUGUGGCUUUUUCAUCUAUGGUGCUUCUGUUUACUUAUCCAUCCAUGACACAUCUCUCAGGAUUUUGGUUGCCUAUAGUGCUAAAUGUUGCAUCAGCACUGAAGGCCAAUUUUGUCGUUACACUUAUUACAUGCUCUUUAAUUCUUCAGAAUAAUUCUGUGACUCAAGAUCAAAGAGCAACAGCAAAUGGCUUAGCAACUACUUUAAUGUCAUUUUCAAAAGCACUUGCUCCAAUUGGAGGGGGUAUUGUGUUUUCGUGGGUGCAGAAACGUCAACAUGCUUUCUUCUUUCCAGGUGACCAAAUGUUGUUCUUCCUUAUGGACCUCAUAAUGUUCAUGGCACUAAUUUGGACAUUCAAGCCAUUUCUUUCCUUGCCGGAGCAACUCUCUUCAAGUUGAUUAGCCAGUCUAGUCCUGACUUUUCUAUGAGGCCUGGACAAAACAAAGUUGGAGAGCCAAUGUUUGAAUGCUAAUUAAGAUUAAUUAUUUGCAAUUACAAAAUAAUGUCUGGCAAAUAAAAAAGUUGCAAAGAAAAGUUCAUUACACAUUGUUCUUA